This is a messenger RNA of Hibiscus syriacus, 2091 nucleotides long. Its product is annotated as regulator of nonsense transcripts UPF3-like. Lineage: Eukaryota; Viridiplantae; Streptophyta; Magnoliopsida; Malvales; Malvaceae. Gene Ontology annotation, biological process: positive regulation of translation; nuclear-transcribed mRNA catabolic process, nonsense-mediated decay. The transcript has 12 exons. The record is from RefSeq and is a predicted model, not a curated record. Bases 70 to 1539 code for a protein of 489 amino acids. Gene Ontology annotation, cellular component: nucleolus; cytoplasm. Gene Ontology annotation, molecular function: mRNA binding.
GAAACUCUUUACGAAACUGGCAAAAUUGAAUCUCUGAACGAAGAAUUUGAGGGAAAAGAGAAAAUCAAGAUGAAGGAGCCGCUGCGUAAAACGAAAGUGGUGAUAAGGCAUCUGCCGCCGUCAGUUACCCAACCGUUUUUCUUUUCUCAAAUCGACGAACGUUUCUCUGAUCGCUACAAUUGGUUCUCCUUCCGCCUCGGCAAGUCCAGCCAUAAACAACAGACUUACUCUCGAGCCUACAUAAACUUCAAGAGACCUGAAGAUGUCUUUGAGUUUGCUGAAUUUUUUGACGGUCAUGUAUUUGUUAAUGAGAAGGGUACUCAAUUUAAGGCCAUUGUUGAAUAUGCUCCUUCACAGCGUGUACCAAAUCCUAGCAGUAAAAAGGAUGGUCGUGAAGGGACCAUUUUCAAAGAUCCUGAUUAUCUGGAAUUUCUCAAAUUGAUUGCAAAACCUGUUGAGAAUCUUCCUAGUGCUGAGAUUCAGUUGGAGAGAAAAGAAGCUGAACAGUCUGGUGCUCCAAAGGAAACUCCUGUUGUUACACCACUAAUGGAAUUUGUGCGUCAGAAGCGAGCUGCCAAGAGUGGAACUCAGGGGUCGAUAACUAUAAGAAAGGUUGGCAGAAAAAUUGCUGCUGCAUCUGCAGGCAAGUCUGGAUCAAGUAGCAAGCGCUCUGAGAAGAAAAAGUAUAUUCUAAAAGACAGUGCAAAAGGUGCAAAAAAGUCCAAUUUUUUUGUAGCAUCCAAGCAAGAGAACCAAUCAGUGACUUCUGUCGCAAAAGAAAUAAGAGAGAAUGGAACUGUCUGUGGCAUUGAUGGUCCUGUGACUGGAAUUACUUUUUCAGCGGACUCUGGCAAGAAAAAGAUCCUUCUCGUGAAACCAAAAGACCGAGAGGCUCCUAAUGUGCCAGAGGGUGUAUCUGAACAGCAGGGUGCAUCGUCUCCUGCAGCAAAUACACCUGGUUCAACUGCUUCAAGACAGGGUCAAAGACGCAAGGCUGGUGGAAAGUUAAUAAGGAGCAUACUUUUGAGAAACGAAGCAGUCCAGCCUCAGCAGAAAAUUCAAGCCACGAGUCCAGACACAGUAAAAAAUCUUCCCCAGCCAACUAAUACACGAAUGGGUAUGAAUGGUCAUGUUCCUAAUGAAAUGCCUGCAUUGAAAUCUGAUGGUGAUACGAACAGAGUUUCAGAUGAUAAGUUCAUCAAAAAGGGACUUCAUGAUUCAGGUUCUGGAAGUGAGAAACAUGCAAAACAAACAAGAAAUAGAGAUAAACCUGAUCGUGGUGUAUGGGCUCCUCGUGCUGAUUUUUCACAGUCUAAUGAGGAGCGUCUGACACCGUUUGUGUUACAAUCAGCACAGUCUUCUCGCAGUUCCAUGGAAGGCUCCAGUCGGCAAUUUGGUCGGGGCCCAGCAGCCCAUACUAUUAAAGAUGAUAGAUCUGUCACAUCAAGUGAGGUCAAGCCUUUCAAAAGAGGAGGUCCUACAAGCUCUGGAGCCCAUGAGAAACAAGUUUGGAUCCAGAAAUCAUCCUCAGGUUCUUAGAGAAUCUAACUUAAACCGGGGUUUUGAAUCACAACCCCUUUGACCCAAUUUCAGGGUUCUCAUCUUCCUCCAUGUUGCAAUGACUUGCAUGCGACACAUCUAUUUGCCUUGUGUUUGCAAUAGUUGUAUUCUCUAGAAUAUGUUCUUGAUUACUCCUUUACCUGGUACUAUAUCUUAUUGGACAACUUUCAAGAGCAAGCAUUGGAGAGCAAUCGGAUGGUUGCUUGCCUGCUCUGAAUUCAGAUGUGGUCUACAUUGGGAAAAGAGGUGUGACUGGAUCAAGUGUAUUGCUGAUAAUCGGUGUUGCUGGAAGGGGAGACUCUGCCGAUGAUCUUGUGGGUUUUUCUCUUUGUUUAUUGUCUUAUUGAAUGAUGCAGUGCAUUGUGUUUUGAAGUUUGCUUGGUCAUAUCUUUUUUAUAUACUUUGUUAAAAAAAGGUCGUAGUAGGGAAGAAAAAGGUCGUAGAUGUUCGAACUCCGAACUUAUUGGAUGAUGCGGUGCGAAGUGGUCAUAAAUUCAUUUUUUUUAUAACACAGGUUGUAUGUAUUCAAUA